AAGUGGCCGAGAUUAGAGCCCGCGGGCCGCGCCGCGAACAACCCAAUGCGCUGCGCCUAAGCGUGUUUUAUUCCCCCUAUCGACCCGUCCGGCCUCACCAUUCACCUCCGCGUGUACAAAGAGGCGCUGGCGGCCGGCAUGGAGCCGCUGAGCGAGGGCCUGUGCCUCUCCGAGCUGGAGCUGCACGGCGGGCACCUGCACGAGUCGGUGGCGGCGUCCGUGGGCUCGGCCAUCUCGAGUCUCAUGGCGCCGCUGCACCACGAGCCACACACGCCGCUGCAUGCUCACGCGCCGCCGCUACAUCAUGAGCCGCUGGAAAAGCUUAAACUAUGGGCGGAAACAGGCGAGUUUCGGGACAGCGGGCACUCGUCGCUAACGUCGGGUGGCUCGGGCGUAGAGCAGUCGCUGUACGCGCCGCCGCGCCCGCGCCGCGACCGCAAGCACAACGACGACAACCGGCCACUCACAGAAGCAACCAUCAAAACGGAGUCAACGACCCCUGGCGUCGGCGGCGACGAAGGGCUCGACGACAAGGGCGACAAGAAGAACAAGCGGCAGCGGCGCCAGCGCACGCACUUCACCAGCCAGCAGCUGCAGGAGCUAGAGGCCACCUUCGCGAGGAACCGGUACCCUGACAUGUCCACGAGGGAGGAGAUCGCCAUGUGGACCAACCUUACGGAGGCGAGAGUUAGGGUAUGGUUUAAAAACCGAAGAGCGAAAUGGCGAAAGAGGGAACGCAACGCCAUGAACGCGGCUGCUGCCGCCGCCGCCGACUUCAAAAACGGUUUCACCACUCAGUUCAACGGGCUUAUGCAGCCCUUCCCCGACACUGACAUCUACUCUUCCUACCCGUACAACAACUGGGCCGCGAAAGUACCCAGUCCGCUAGGAACGAAAAGCUUUCCCUGGCCAGUAAACCCUCUGGGUUCCGUGGUUCCGGCCAGCCAUCACCAAGGGUCCGUCAACUGCUUCAACACGGCAACGUCCAUGGGCGCCGUCGGCGGCAGCAGCAUGGCGGUAGCAGGCUCGGCAGGCGUCGGCGCGGGUGUCGCACCUUGCCCCUACACCGCUCCCCCCAACCCGUACACGAUGUACCGGACGGAACCGUGUCCGGCGAUGUCGUCGUCGAUAGCACAGCUGCGGUUGAAAGCGAAGCAGCACUCUACAGGGUUCGGUGGCGGGUACGGAACAGUGUCGCCGGUGUCGCGGGCCGGGUCGGCGCCGCUGUCGGCGUGCCAGUACGCGACGGGCGGGAUGGGCGUGAGCGACCGCGUGCUCUGAGACGAGGCGCGCGGCCGCGACGACGCGCGUUCGCCGCUGCUGACCGCCGCGCGCGCCUCCUAGUCGUCGCCCGCGCCCGACGCCUCUGCACCUCUUGGACUUUAUAGGCAUCUGUGGGACUGGUUCGAUUGAUUCUGUGCACGAAAACAAGCGUGGCGUUUAUACUGUGAGCGUUCAUAUGUGGAGCAAUUACAACAUAUAAAAAGCAGCAAGCGUUUAUAAUCUGGAUAAUAAAGUACAUAGUGACUUACCUCCCCAAUUUUGAAUCAUCAAUAAUUAUUUCCUGUUUACAUUUAAAAUUACACUUAUACCGUAGUCAGAUGAAAGCUAAACUAAUUCCGGCAGAUUAGUAUGAGCGUUUUGUUCGCUUUGAAGUUGUAUUAAAGCUGCAGGUAUUAACAGUCAGCAGAUAAACUUAACGUACGCAUUACGGUUGUAUCGAGCGUGUCGUGCUCGUUUCUACCGCGUGGGACAUAUUCGCGAAAACCUGGCUGCCAUACUGACUGGUGCGAUAUAGCUAUUUGCAAAUUGGUAUAAUGUAUAUACAGUUUUUAAUGUAAAUUAUAGUGCUAAACGCACUCAAAUCGUAGUCAUGAGAAGUUUUUUAUUAUUCGAACACAAAAGAAAAAUUUCAUUAAUGAUCAUGAGCACCAUCUUUUCGUGAACAUGUCCCGGGUUACGCUGUGUGAGUGUUAAAUUUCUCGUGAACAAAGUUCCGUUAGAAACUUCGGGCAAUAAAAACCUAACGAUUCUUGUAGGAUAUUAAUACGUUCCCUGUAAAUAUGUAGUUAUGUACUUACGUAUACCAAAGCGAUGUGUGCAAUUUUAUAAGCUUAAAAUGUAUGUACUUAGACUUUAAAAUUAAUUUAAGGAUGUAGUUUAGAAUGUAAAUAUAAUGAAUGAGUAUUAAUUGAGUUACAUAUCGAAAUAACAUUGUAAAGCGACAUUUUAUAGAAAAGCUUAAUCACGUCAUUAAACUGAUUUAUGUCCUAAUUUUUCCUAUAAAUAGCCAAUAAAUGCAUUUAAAUUUUAAACUAAAAAAGUCCACGAAAGGGUAUAAGUAGUAUACUAUACAUGGACUUAAACAAAGUUGUUACUUACUUAUAUUUGUUUAAAAAAGAGUUUUUUGAACUGAGCAUUUUUGAAGUGUUGCUAAAUGAAUUGUCAGUUGUUGUAAUUUAUUUAAGUCACAAAAGCAGUAACAGUUUUAAUACUUAUAUGUUUGGUGGAAAACUGUAAAUGUAAAUGAAUAUUUUUCCGUUUCAAGGUUAGGUACACAACAAACUGUUAUUUUUGCAAUGUAAGCAACAAGCUGUUAUUAUAAUUUCCGAACUUACAUUUAUUUUAUAACACUGUAUUGAUUUUGUAAAUUGUAUACAUGCAAAUCAUGUGGCAAGGACGUUCAAGUGACAUGACAAGAAUUCACUUACACCAAAAAGCCAUCAUCGAUGGUAGACGGUCUUUAAAAAUAAUUAUUUCUCGCACGGGAUGUCGAAAUAAAAACAAAUCAAUAUCAAUUGUAAAUGGAAUGCAACAUUUUAAUUUAACAGAUGUCAAACCAUGUCCAUAAUCGUUUCAAAGAAAAGUCAAGUCGUCACCUGGAGAGCAAGUCAAGUCGUAAUCUAGCAUGUACUAGAUAUCAUGUCAUUGGCGCGAGAUAGACUAACCGUCCUUAUGUCAUUAAUACAAUUAGAAAAAGAUGUGUGAUCUAUGUCGUGGCCAGAUCCAGAUACUGUCACACCAAUCACGUGCUAGCCCUGCUGGGGCCAGGCAGGCAAUUAUGGUAGCGCGAUAAAUGAUAAAACAUCUGGCCGUCCCUAUCGAUACAGUGCGAUAGGGACGGCCUAAUAUUUUAUCGUCUAUCGUGCGACCAUGCUACCCGUGCAGCACACAACGAUGCUACGCCGUAGGUUCGUAGCAGUCGUAGCAUUAUGGAAACGUAGCUGCAAGUCCGGCAUAGCACCUGGCUACAGGCUCAAAUUAAAAAAAAAUCGUUAACACGAUGUUGACUAUAAAUAAAGUGGCUUAUAUUUGUUUUCAAUAUGUAUUUGUUAUAACAAUUUGUACCUGCUGGACAAACUCAGGGAAAGAGCAAAGGGCUUAGUAAGGAUGGCAAUCGUUUACGCCAUUGCGAACGAAACAGUAAUUUCUCGCUGUCUCCCCUCCAUAUUAAUUCCACGUAGAGGCAUCAUUGGUAACGAAUUACAUCUUCAAUGGACCCUCUGUUAAGAAAUGAUGCAACGUCUAUAUUUAUUAUUUUUAUGAUAAGAUUGGCUUGCCGCGCAAGCAGGCAUCUCGAGCGUGCAAUCAAUAUUCACAAGCGACAUAUAAUUGAUAUAUUUACCUAUAUUAAGUGCAAGUGUCAUGUCGAUAUCGACACUGUACAUAAUUAAUUCAAGGGAAAUAUGAAAUCUAGCUUUUAUUAUUUAUUGCACCCUUGCCAAUCAAUAAACAUUAAACUUACCUCAAUAGUAUUUGAACGAAAGAAGCUUUACUAUUUAAACUUUCCUAAGAUAUUGGCAACCUGAAAUGAGAUUAAUGUAACCAGGAUCUCAUUAAUUUAAAUAAAUAUUUAUUAAACGCCGAACAGGAACUGUAUAUAACUGUAAUAAAUUAGUAUUUUACAUUAGUGCUACUCUUAGUUAACUACACGAACUAGAUACCUUCCGUGUGCCUAUCAGUAAAAGUGAUGUAAAUAAAUUAAAAUGAUAGUGUAAAGGAUUAAAUUCGAGGUUUUCAUUUUAAUACAUAUCAGAAAAAUAUCAGCGAACUAGCCAGUAAUUUGAAUUAUUUUGUAAAAUUACUUAAGAGAUCCGAUUGUUUUGUAACUUCAAAAACCUCUAGUCAUAAUAAAAAAAUAUUACCGAUUA
Messenger RNA from Leguminivora glycinivorella, 4151 nucleotides. RefSeq names its product pituitary homeobox homolog Ptx1 (gene Ptx1). Gene Ontology annotation, cellular component: nucleus. Gene Ontology annotation, molecular function: RNA polymerase II cis-regulatory region sequence-specific DNA binding; DNA-binding transcription factor activity, RNA polymerase II-specific. The record is from RefSeq and is a predicted model, not a curated record. NCBI's taxonomy places the organism in Eukaryota, Metazoa, Arthropoda, Insecta, Lepidoptera, Tortricidae. Gene Ontology annotation, biological process: anatomical structure morphogenesis; regulation of transcription by RNA polymerase II.